Messenger RNA from Malaclemys terrapin pileata, 8449 nucleotides. RefSeq names its product von Willebrand factor A domain-containing protein 5A-like. The transcript is spliced from 17 exons. The record is from RefSeq and is a predicted model, not a curated record. The coding region runs from base 17 to 2350 and encodes 777 amino acids. Lineage: Eukaryota; Metazoa; Chordata; Testudines; Emydidae.
CAACCUCAGAGCCGAGAUGGAGCUGGUCAGCGGGCUGCUGCUCGUCAAGAAGCCUGUUCCCCUGCGCAGCAGCUCGGUGGCGGUGUUGAUCCGAGGCUUCGUGGCUGACGUGAGCUGCGAGCUGCUCUACAGGAACGAGGAGCCGGGGCCCGUGGAGGUCGUGUUUAAGUUCCCCGUGGAUGCCGAGGCAGCUGUCUACGCCUUCCAGGCCCGUCUUGGGGGGGCCUGCAUCCAGGCCCAGCUCCACAAGAAGAAACAGGCGCAGGAGGUGUAUGGGGACGCGCUGGCCGGGGGGCAGAGCUCGUUCCUGCUGCAGCAGGAGGGGAUCAGGGGCGAUGUGUUCAGCUGCUCCCUGGGGAAUCUGCCCCCCGGGGAGGAGGCGGUGCUGACCCUGCGCUAUGUCUGCGAGCUGCUGCUGGAGCCUGACGGGGCCGCCCGCUACGUGCUGCCGACCGUGCUGCGCCCCCGCUACACGCCCUCCGGGUGGAAUGGGGAGGACGUCACCCAGGGGAUCCCGCGGGUCCCCCAGGGGAAGCUGCCCUACACCCUGAGCCUGAGUGCCACGCUGCAGUCGCCCCACGGCAUCGACCGCGUGUUCUCCAACUGCCCCCUCACUCCCCUGAGCUAUACGGCCGGGAACCGAACCACUGCCCAGGUGUCGCUGGCCCAGGCCCCACCAUGGGACCGGGACGUGGAGCUGCUGGUCUAUUAUGUGGAGCCACACAAACCCAGCGCAGUGCUGGAGGCCGGGCUGCCUGGAGCCAAGCCAGGCUCCCUGAUGGGCGACCCGGCCGUGAUGGUGACCCUGCUGCCCAGCGUGCCCGAGGCGUUGCCAGCCCAGAGCCGGGCCGGGGAGUUCAUCUUCCUGCUGGACCGCUCCGGCAGCAUGGCGUGCCCCAUGGACGGCAGAGUCCGCUCCCGCCAGCGCAUCAACAUCGCCAAGGAGACCCUGGUCCUGCUGUUGAAGAGUUUGCCUCUGGGCUGUUAUUUCAACAUCUACGGCUUUGGGUCUGAGUUUGAGUCCUUCUACCCGCAGAGCGUGGAAUAUACCCAGCAGACCAUGUCCGAGUCCCUGCAGCGCAUCCAGCUGCUCCAGGCUAACCUGGGGGGCACCAAAAUCUUGGAGCCACUACGAGCCAUUUACCGCAGCCCCUGCUGGGACGGCCACCCACGCCAGCUGUUCGUGUUUACGGAUGGGGAGGUAGGGAACACCCAGGAUAUCAUCGCAGAGGUGCAGCGUCACCGGGGGACCCACAGGUGCUUCUCCUUCGGCAUCGGGGCCGGGGCCUCCACAGCUCUGAUAAAAGGCAUCGCCCGGGCAGCAGAGGGCAGCGCCGAGUUCAUCACUAGUCAGGACCGCAUGCAGCCCAAGGUGCUGCAGUCUCUGAAGCGGGCCCUGCAACCGGCGGUGACCGGGAUCUCGCUGAGCUGGGAUCUGCCCCCUGGGAUGCAGGCGGAGCUGCUGCGCCGUGGCCCCAAGGUGAUCUUCGAUGGGCAGCGGUGCCUCGUCUACGCCCAGCUCCGUGGGCAGCCCCAGCCCCCAGACACUCCCAUGGGGGGUGUCACCCUGCAGUACCGCAUCCAGGACCAGACCUACAAGGAGACGCUGCAGUUCCCCCUGCAGCCACAGGAUGGAGACAGGCUGCCCGUUCACCGGCUGGCAGCCAAGUCGCUGCUGCUGGAGCUGGAGGGGACCAUGGGGGCCGGGUCAGAGGGGGACCGGCACCGGGCACUGGAGGCCAGCCUAAGCUCGGGGGUCAUCUGCUCCCUCACGGCUUACGUGGGGGUGGACACGGAGCGGGGGCAGCCGGUGCAGGGGCCGCUGGUGAGACGGGACGUCCCGCUGGCAGAUUUCAUCAUCGACUAUAUGGAGGUGAAUGACUGCGUCUCGAUAGGACAGGUCUCAAUAGACCAUAUUUGCGAGCGGCCGGCGAGCAUAGUGCGCAUAGACGAACCGAACCACCGCAGCAUCUUCGGGCGCCUGUCCCGUGCAUUGCGUGUGGCACGGCGGGAACCGGAGGAGUCUCCCUUGCUGAGGCUGGUGUCUCUGCAAAAUGCCGAUGGCUCGUGGGACCUGGACCCCCGGCUGGCUGCCGUGCUGGGGGUGAACGAGACCGACACCAGGAGGAUGAUACCCAGUGAGGACGUGACCCCCAGCGUCUGGGCCACGGUGCUGGCCGUGGUCUGGCUGCACACCCGGGCCGUGGGGCAGCGCGACGAGUGGGAGCUGCUGGAGGCCAAGGCUGUGGGCUGGGUGCGGGACCGAGCAGGGGCCCCGCUGAGCAAGUGCCUGGAAGCCGCCAACGCCCUGCUGGGCUGUAGCGUUAGCCCUGCUGUCUUCGGGCUCUGAGCCUCCCCGGGAUCCCCAUGCCCGCUCCCCAAACUACCCUGGGCAUUCAACCGGGAGCCCUGAGGGCCAACAGUGGGCACUGGAUGCAGACCCACAUGGCCGCCCUGUGCCCAACCCGGAGCAACCCCCCAGCUGGGAUCCCACCACUGCCACCAAUUCGGAUGCAUCUGCCUCCCGCUGGCUGAAGAGGAGCCAUGGCUGCCCCCCGGCUCCACCCCACACUGACCCACUGUUCAGUGACCCUCAUGCUGCUCACAGCCGCUGCCUCCUCUCAGCAUUGUGGGGGAGUCCUCAGGAUCGCCUGCGUCAAUGUUGCAAAUUUCUUUGCUUUUUCAAAAUGACUGAAGGGUCCCUCUAUAAACAGACCCUUUGCCCCACCCCAGAGGUGGCUGCACUGACCUCACCCUGCAUGAGCCAUCCAGUGUAAACCUAGUCACAUCUAUGCGGAAUUCAGCUAUUGGACAGACAGACAGACCAACAGGAUCUUUGCUUGUCCAGACAUGACCUCAUUUUGUCAUAAUGGCAGAUUUCUCUUUGCUAGACAAUCCUGAACGCAAACAGGAGCGCAGUGAUUCACAUAAUUCUUCAUUUCCUCUCUGUCUAGGUCUGGACUAGAGCUGGUCAGACAUUUUCUAGAUGAACAGUGUUGUGUUGGCAAAUGCGAUUCCAUGGUGAAGGCUGAAAGGUGGAAGCAGGCAGCAGAUGGAGGAAGCUUGUGCCAUGCUGCAUGUUGUGAAUCUGUCCCCAUUCACCAGCUGCUGAAUUCUCUACCACAGAAGAAAUGCUUAAAAACCUGAUUAUCCAUCUUGACGGUUAAUGCUCAUGCUGUGUCCAUCCUGGGCAGCACCGGGCCCUCCUCAGGACAUCCUGGGACUCAAGCAAACGAUGAAAGACAUCAGCUGGUUUAUUCCCUGGAAAGAAAGUGCUAUUUUUAUCAAGAAACUGCAGGAACAUAACGAAGAAGCAAACAGUGUUCCCACUUCAUGUUAACCAGCACUGACCCCCUUGGAACAGCUUUCACCCUAUGACUCUGUGCUGGGUCACGUCCCUAUUUCAGCCUUUCUGUGUCUGAGAAGGCAACUCAACAAAUUCAAUUUACAGCACCUGGAGUCCAAUCACAGCUACCUGCCCCGCAUUGCGCAGAGACUCUAGGGAAGGAUUAAGAUACCAGGUAAUUGAUUAAUUGCCUUAAGCCCUGACGGAAUGCCGCCCUGGGACUGAGAUUUCCCCAAAGGCCAGAUAGAAUUCGGAGAUCCUAAUUCUCACUUCCCGCUAUGAAUAGUGGAACUUCGAUACCAGCGGUGAUAUCCUGGUCCCAUUGAAAUCAAAGGGUGUUUUGUCUUCGACUUCAGCGGGCACAGAAUUUCAGCCCAUAUUACUAGGCUUUUGCAAAUUUAACCCUGUGGCUGGGAUUUUGGAAGACGUGGUUGAGGCACCCAGUUCCAGGGGAUUUGGCCUCUUUGAAAAUUCCAACCUACUAUCCUGUUCCAAACCCACUGAAGUCAGAGAAAAGGCUCUUUCAGAGAGAGCUGGGGAACCAGCUUCCAUUGAAAACUCCAGCCGGAGUGAGUCUUUCCAAUGGUCUUCAGAUAAACUCCGUUGGUAGAAGCUGAUUGCCUAGCUCCCUUCGGCGCCUUUGGAUAUCCCAGUUUCCAGCUGACUCCAGUGGACUUUGAAGCAUGCCCAGUAUGGAUACCUGAGCCUUUAGCUAGAUAGAAAAUCCACACACAGAAUAACAAAAUCAUAUGAUCGUCUGUACUCACAGGUAUGUGGCCAUAAACAGCCUCACGUACUAUAGCCCACCCAGUAAUGUAUGAACCCUCCAGCCUGUAAUGUCCUGUCUGUGCCCAUCUGUUCCCAUCUAGUCCUGGGUCCUAGGUUCUCUCCUUGGUUCUGGCUGGGCUUUGCAUGCUAGCGACUAGAGCAGGGGACUGGCCCAUUGCGUUCCCGGGUUCUGUUUUGGUUCCUGGAAGCAAAUGUGGCCUAGUGGGUCGAGCAGGGGGGACUGGGAUUCAGGACUGCGGUAAAAGUGUCACAAAGAAACCAUAAUAAAGACAAUUAACAGAUGUAAACACACUGAGCAUAGCAGGUGUCACCCAUCGGUCUUACAGGGCCCCAGCAGGUCAGAGUCUUUCCAGUCUUCUGCCAGCCCAGAAGGUCCUGUCCAUUCGAUGGGUCCAAGUCAGUUCAAACUCAUCCUUUCAGAGCAAAAGUCCUUUCUUUGUUUCCUGGUUUCUGGAAAAGCCAGCCUGACCCAGUCUGCAAACACCCUCUUCUCCCCCCACCCCCCGAGGGGUGGAACUUCUCUGGAGUGGAUCAGUCUCCGGGGGAGGGGGGGGGGAAGGUCUACACUGCAUUAUAAACCCGGGCUUGUGGACUCGGUGUUUCCAAGUCCGUGCUUGAGUGUCCACACUGCAUUGGAAGCCUGAGUUUACAAUGCUGGACCUGGGUCUCUCAGCCUCGCUAACAUGUCCAUACUGCACUGUGCAGACCUUCUGACUUGGGUCUGCGGAUUGACCCGCGUCCACACUGCACAAUGACAGGGCUUGGACCAGAGUCUCAGCAAGACUUGGGCUCUGACCCAUCCCCCUAGCAGCAUACUAGGACCCAGGCCCAGAGUGUUUGCUCCACUGAGUCAGACUGACCUGUGUGCAUGCAGAAAGGGGCCUUGGGCUCAGACGUGAGUCAGAGCCCGGGCAUAGGGUGCAGUGUAGACAUAGAUGGUGAGUUGCUUUGCUUUACUCCCCCCGCCCCAUUUUUGGUUCCUGGAGGAGCUGGUGUAACCCUCCCCCCCUGGAGUUAUGUACAAUUCCUGGCCCACAGCGAUACAUAAACUUAAUACAGUGUGGACCCCAAAAUAUUGAUGGGGUGCGAUAUCUAAGACUGGCCUGCAGAGAGCAUCCCAGUGAUGCACUGGAUUGGGGAACAUGGGUGCUGGGUUCAAUUCUCAGCUCUAUCACCGAAUCAUAGCGUGACCUUGGGUAAGUCACUUCAUUGCUUUGUGCCUCCGUUUCCCCUUUGGAAAAUAGGGAUGAUGAUGAUGAUAAUAUUCCCACUUCCAGAGGUGCUAUGAGAAUAACUCGAAAAGUACUUGGGAGUCAAAUACAACAGUGCUGGGUGCAGUAUAAUACCUAGAUACAUGAAGAGUAACAUCUUGGUCAGUUACUGAACCAGAAAUAGUUAUGAACAAGAAACUUCACUUAUCAAAUGUAUAUUUCACAACUCCUCUUGGAAUAAAUAAUUUAAUCUUUGAGUCAGCUAGAGUAAACCUAGACCAUCCCUGACAGGUGUUUGUCCAACUUGGUUUUAAAAACCUCCAGUGAUGGGGAUUCCACAACCUCCCUUGGAAGCCUGUUCCAGAGCUCAACUACCCUGAGAGUUAGAAAGUUUUUCCUGAUAUCUAACCUGAAUCUCCCUGCUGCAGAUUAAGCCCAUUGCUUCAUCUCUUACCUUCAGUGGAAAUGGAGAACAAUGGAUCCCUGUCCUCUUUAGAACAGCCCUUAACUUAUUGGAAGACUGUUAUCAGGUCCCCCUCAGUCUUCUUUUCUCAAGACUAAACAUGCCCAAUUUUUUAACCUUUCCUCACAGAUCAGGUUUUCUAACUCUUUGAUCAUUUUUGUUACUCUCCUCUGGACUCUCUCCAAUUUGUCCACAUCUUUCCUAAAGUGUGGUGCCAAUAACCGGACACAGUACCCCAGCUGAGGCCUCACCAGGGCCGAGUAGAGCAGGACAGUUACCUCCCGUGUCUUACAUACAAAACUCCUGUUAAUACACCCCAGAAUGAGAUUAGUGCUAGGGCCUGUGUUAUACAUGAGGGAAGAUGAGAUGGUCACAAAGUUUCCAAGGCCAGAAGAGAUCAAUGAGUCAUCCCCUCCCAUCCAGUUAUAGAAUAGAAUCAUAGAAUAUCAGGAUUGGAAGGGACCUCAGGAGGUCAUCUAGUCCAACCCCCUGCUCAAAGCAGGACCAAUCCCCAACUAAAUCAUCCCAGCCAGGGCUUUGUCAAGCCUGACCUUAAAAACCUCUAAGGAUGGAGAUUCCACCAGCUCCCUAGGUAACCCAUUCCAGUGCUUCACCACCCUCCUAGUGAACAAGUUUUUCCUAAUAUCCAGCCUAAACCUCCCCCACUGCAACUUGAGACCAUUACUCCUUUUUCUGUCAUCUGGUACCACUGAGAACAGUCUAGAUCCAUCCUCUUUGGAACCCCCUUUCAGGUAAUUGAAAGCAGCUAUCAAAUCCCCCCUCAUUCUUCUCUUCUGCAGACUAAACAAUCCCAGUUCCCUCAGCCUCUCCUCAUAAGUCAUGUGUUCCAGUCCCCUAAUCAUUUUUGUUGCCCUCCGCUGGACGCUUUCCAAUUUUUCCACAUCCUUCUUGUAGUGUGGGGCCCAGAACUGGACACAGUACUCCAGAUGAGGCCUCACCAAUGUUGAAUAGAGGGGAACAAUCACGUCACUCGAUCUGCUGGCAGUGCCCCUACUUAUACAGCCCAAAAUGCCGUUAGCCUUCUUGGCAACAAGGGCACACUGUUGACUCAUAUCCAGCUUCUCGUCCACUGUAACCCCUAGGUCCUUUUCUGCAGAACUGCUUCCUAGCCACUCGGUCCCUAGUCUGUAGCAAUGCAUGGGAUUCUUCCGUUGUAAGUGCAGGACUCUGCACUUGUCUUUGUUGAACCACAUCAGAUUUAUUUUGGCCCAAUCCUCUACUUUGUCUAGAUCCCUUUGUAUCCUAUCCCUACCCUCCAGCGUAUCUACCACUCCUCUCAGUUUAGUGUCCUCUGCAAACUUGCUGAGGGUGCAGUCCAUGCCACUCUCCAGAUCAUUAAUGCUGCUAUAAUGGUGCUUCCUUCUCAUUCAUUAUCCUUUGCUGCCCUCGGGUGACUGCAUGAAGCAACCAGAAUUUCAUUGACAUCUGCCGUAUUCGCCAUCUUUUCUCUUUACUGCUUCGCUUCCAAGGGUAAGCAUCAAGGGCUGGUUGGGGCACUUGGACUGUGGAUGGGAUCGCAGAGCCCCAGGCACCUGUUAGGAUACAGAUAUUCAGGCCUGUCUGUAAAGGCCUAUACUUUAAGAAUUUAGGUGUAUUCUUAUCACUUAGGAUAUGUCUACACUACGAAAUUAGGUCGAAUUUAUAGAAGCCGGUUUUAUAGAUAUCGGUUUUAUACAGUCGAUUGUGUGUGUCCCCACAUAAAAUGCUCUAAGUGCAUUAAGUCGGCGGACCGCGUCCACAGUGCCGAGGCUAGCGUCGACUUCCGGAGCGUUGCACUGUGGUUAGCUAUGCCACAGUUCCCGCAGUCUCCGCCGCCCAUUGGAAUUCUGGGUUGAGAUCCCAAUGCCUGAUGAUGCAAAAACAGUGUCGCGGGGGGUUCUGGGUACAUGCCAUCAGGCCCCUCCCCCUCCGUCAGAGCAACGGCAGACAAUCGAUUCGCGCCUUUUUACCUGGGUUACCUGUGCAGACAACAUACCACGGCAAGCAUGGAGCCCGCUCAGUUCACCGUCACCAUAUGUCAUCUGGGUGCCGGCAGACGUGGUACUGCAUUGCUACACAGCAGCAGCUAAUUGCCUUUUGGCAGUAGACGGUGCAGUAUGACUGGUAGUCGUCAUCGGCUGUCUGGGUGCCGGCAGACGUGGAGCUGCAUUGCUACACAGCAGCAGCUAAUUGCCUUUUGGCAGUGGAUGGUGUAUUACGAUUGAUAUCCGUCAUCGUCAUAUUCCUCAGUGAGUUCAAUCAGAGGCACCCGGGAAACUUCUUCAGCAGAUUCCUCUGAGAAAUACUGAAUCAAACUUUCCACUCUGGGCAUCUGAUUCUUCAUUUUGUCUCCUGGAGACCCGGCAGUCCUAUUGAACCGUCUUGACGAUGAUGGCUAGCAGUCGUAGUACAGCAUUUUCUGCCAAGCACACAGAAGAUGCUGAUGGCUAUCAGUCAUGCUGCACUGUCUGCUCCCAGCUUAAGAUGUAAAAAAUAGAUGGACCCUAUUUGUUCUGUAUUCAUUUGCUUCCCCCUCCCUCCGUGAAAUCAACGGUCUGCUAAACCCAGGGGUUUGAGUUCAAUCUUUGGAGGGGCCAUUCUGUGUGACAGUUGUUUUGUUUCUUCCUGAUGCACAGCCAC